Molecule: messenger RNA, 552 nt
Organism: Tachysurus vachellii
Lineage: Eukaryota; Metazoa; Chordata; Actinopteri; Siluriformes; Bagridae
Exons: 3
Coding region: 115-375 (86 amino acids)
Biological process (GO): intracellular iron ion homeostasis
Cellular component (GO): nucleus; cytosol
Molecular function (GO): 2 iron, 2 sulfur cluster binding
Source: RefSeq, a predicted model, not a curated record
CUUGUAUACUUCUGCGUUUAUUCCUGCCCCUUUAACUCAAACCGGUAGUGAAGCGAAACGCGUGUUAUAUUUCCUACAUUCCUGAUUUAAUUUCAUUUAGUAUUUCAAUAAGAAAUGGCAAUUACCAUGGAUCACAUUCGGGAAAAACUGAUAGCAGAAAUUGGUGCAAUACACGUGGACGUAGAAGACACAUCUCCCAACAGAUGUGAUACAAGCUUUAAGGUGCUUGUGGUGUCACCUCAGUUUGAAGGAAAGCCACUGUUACAGAGACACAGAAUGGUGAACACUUGUUUGGCUACUGAGCUGAAAGAGAUACAUGCCUUUGAGCAGAAGACCUUAACACCAGAGCAGUGGGAAAAGCAGAAACUGCAGUGACAUAGACACAUAGUGUUUUAAUUUCCCCAUACUUAUGUUUGUUUGACCUUCAUUUUCAAUUACAUUGCACAAAACAUUAGUUCAUUCAAACACACUUUCCUUUUUUUCUCAUCAAUAUGAGCUACAAUACAAUUAGUGACAACAAAUAAAUGUUUCAUGUCAUUUGUCAGCCUGGGA